AGACAAGGAGAGUGAAACAAAGAGAAACGACUACAAAGGCAAUAAGCCUGUUAAAUCAAAUAGUCGGGCGGAUGCUCUGAACGAAGAAAAGGAACGUCUUCGUAGGAACAUUGCGUAGCGAACAAUUGGUUUGGAAGAGAUGGAGGACGAGGAGUUGUUGGCGUUACGAAGAUAUACGGCGAAAUUGGACCUGUUGGAGAAAAGGAAGCGGGGUCCGGAUCUGCCUGUAGGGAAUAGCCCGCCGUUGGUUACCCCAGAGAACAAGCUGAGUUCGAGACUUUUGGAAGAGGCGAAGGGGAGAAUUGAGAUGUUGAAGGGUGAUCAAGCAAAGGAGGUUGGGACGAUCAGUACCCCAUCCAAGAUCGACCUGUCCCUCAAACACAUCAUGGCGUCAUGCGGUCUGGGAGGAAAAGAGAAGUUCGAGCAGGAGUGUCAUGAUUUUUAUGACGCAUUGACCAUUGACGAAUUGAAAGAGGCUUAUCGUCGCGAGAAGGUGGCAUACGAAAAUCGAGAGUUGGCUAUUAAGAGAUUGAUCACUCGAAGAUCGGCUGUGGCAUACGAUCCUUCUGCUAUUCCUCUGCCAGUUACUCCGCACGUGAUGACGCGUUCGGGGAAAGGCGUGGUUAUUAAGGAGGAGACGAAGCCGGUGAUCUCCGAUAGCGACGAUUCCUUUUCCGACGAGGAAUCCGAGUGAGGGCCUUGUCGUUGCGACAACUUCCUUACUAGAGCGGAACUCUUGAGUGAG
This is a messenger RNA of Chara braunii, 745 nucleotides long. Lineage: Eukaryota; Viridiplantae; Streptophyta; Charophyceae; Charales; Characeae. The record is from the annotation of a GenBank genome assembly.